Molecule: messenger RNA, 975 nt
Organism: Tetrahymena thermophila SB210
Lineage: Eukaryota; Ciliophora; Oligohymenophorea; Hymenostomatida; Tetrahymenidae
Product: EamA-like transporter family protein
Exons: 1
Cellular component (GO): membrane
Source: RefSeq, a predicted model, not a curated record
AUGGUAAAUUUUCUCAAUAACCUAAUCAGAAAAGCUCUAAACUUGUCGAUUUACAUUCAAGAAUUUGAAAAGAAGCAUGGGAAAAUUAUACCUAUUGCUUAUACAUUGAUAUCGUCUCUCUUAUUUGUUAUCGUCAGUAAAAUAGUUAGGUCACUUCAUGGCUUUGGGUCUUCAUAAAUAUUUUUUUUCAGAUCUAUCAUUUCUCUAUCAAUAAGUACAAUAUUAAUAUCAAUUAUGGGAGAUAGCCCAUAUACAAAUGAUAAAGCUAUACAUAAAUUACUUAUUUUUAGAUGUCUAAUAGCUGGAGUUGGACAUUAUUCUUUCUACUAAGCUAUGUACAUGUUAGAUGUCACAGAGUCUGUUACUAUUUUUCAAACUUCUCCUUUUUGGGUUACAAUUUUAGCAGGAAUUAUUUUGAAAGAGAAAAUAAAAGCAAACAUGUUUUACACUCUUUUUUUUAGUUUUCUAGGUAUUCUUUUGAUUAUUUAGCCUCCUUUCAUGAAAAAUAUGUUUGGAAUGAAUAAUUAAUAAAUUGAAAAAGAUUAAAGCGAGAGAAUUUUAGGAUUCUUUUUUGCCUGUCUUUAAAGUUUUAUGGUAGGAUUCGCAAUGGUUGUAGUGAAAAAGCUAAGUUCAGGAGUAUCUAAUCUAAUAAUAAUUCACUAUGCCUUAAUUUCUGGUUGUUUAAUAGGAGGACUUGAUAUUAUAAAUUAUGGAAAAUUUAAUACUGAGAUAUUCUAAUCUUAGACUUUUAUUUUAGUAUUUCUUGUUGCAAUAUUUAAUUAUUCUGCUUAAUUACUAUAUAGUAGAGCUAUUAUGUUGGGAGAAGCUUCUAAACUAGUACCUUUUACUUAUUCAUAAAUAGUUUUUGGAUUUAUUAUCGAGAUACUAAUAUUUCACCAAGAAACUAAUUUACUAAGCAUUCUAGGAUCAUCUCUAAUUAUAUUUGGAAAUAUUUACUCCUACAAAAAAAGAUGA